Molecule: messenger RNA, 456 nt
Organism: Haemonchus placei
Lineage: Eukaryota; Metazoa; Nematoda; Chromadorea; Rhabditida; Trichostrongylidae
Source: the annotation of a GenBank genome assembly
AUGUCACGAACAUUACUACUUUUCGUAUUCGUAGCCAUCUGCACUAUUGAUGCACGGAUGAGGCGGCAAACAUCAGAUGAAGAUGACGAGGAAGAGCAGAGGGAUAUGGCGGUGACUGGUUGGGAUCCAACAAUUCGAGAUCGUUUUGAAAGCUGUAAUUCUAUUGCUACAUUUGCACCAACACCUGAGCAGUAUUGUAAGGCUUUCAUAAUGUGCUGUUCGAUGCAGUUCGAUCCCAACAAUGGUGAUAAGUGUCAGACUAACGAGCAACGGUGUAUUCCACUUGAGGAUGGAAGUUAUGACGCUGUAUGUAUACAACGUAACUGUACUGAGCUUGUCACCACCACUACCACUACGACAACGCCCGAACCCAUCGUGAUCGAAGAAGAAGUUAAUAGCUCCGGUUCGAUCUUCAUCGCUGUCACGUCCUUGGUGUCGUUGUGGUUGCUGCACUAA